Lichtheimia ornata is the source of this 624-nucleotide messenger RNA. RefSeq lists its product as uncharacterized. The transcript has 2 exons. Lineage: Eukaryota; Fungi; Mucoromycota; Mucoromycetes; Mucorales; Lichtheimiaceae. The coding region runs from base 1 to 624 and encodes 207 amino acids. The record is from RefSeq and is a predicted model, not a curated record.
AUGGUUUCCACCUCCACCACCACUUGUCAAAUCAAGCUGAAAUGGCACACUUUUUUCAUGUGGAUCAAAUCAUCAUCAUCAUCAGCACAACGUAAACGAUCUACGACAAAAAACAACACUCAAUGUUGCGGCUUUUGUGGGCAUCACAGCAACAAUCAACAACCACCACCAGUGAUCGACGAUGAAGCUUGGAAACCAACCCCACGACGUGGAAGCAAGAGCUCCAAUACAAGUGACGCUAGUGCUGGCACUGCGUCAACAUCCUGGUCAACAUCUAGCAAGCCUAUCAUGUCAUUAUUGUUUCGGAGACGAGCUUCGGCCUCUGCUCCGGAAAUGGAAGAGAUCGAUCGUGAGCGGGAGCGAAUUGAAGAGAUGUAUGCAUUAGCCAUGGACGAGCUUAAUUUUGCGGAGGAUUCUCAAGGGUCACCAUACUAUGAAGGUGAUCGCAUCACGGCGCAUGAAGCCAUUGAUAACUGUACAGCCACUUUUAUGCAGCUUUUAAAACACAUCUCCGAUCAUCAACAGAGGAGCCAGCUGCAACAGGAUAUCACGCCAAGGCUUAUUCAUUUACAAGAGCGUUAUAACGCCCUUCCCCCAACAACAGCAUCCACAACCACCUUUUGA